Molecule: messenger RNA, 2205 nt
Organism: Melanotaenia boesemani (Boeseman's rainbowfish)
Lineage: Eukaryota; Metazoa; Chordata; Actinopteri; Atheriniformes; Melanotaeniidae
Gene: abrab
Product: actin binding Rho activating protein b
Exons: 2
Coding region: 1-1227 (408 amino acids)
Biological process (GO): positive regulation of Rho protein signal transduction; positive regulation of transcription by RNA polymerase II
Cellular component (GO): sarcomere
Molecular function (GO): actin binding
Source: RefSeq, a predicted model, not a curated record
AUGUCUGACGAGCAGAUUGGCCAAGCAUAUCAAAGGAAACCAUCCAGCAACAAGUACAUUAAGAAGCUCCGUGCAGUUAGCACGGUGUGUGGCCUGGCAAGCAGCUGGCAAAAAUGGGUGACGGAUAAUGAGAAGAAGCAGGCCAGUGAGCCCAGUGGAUGGGCUCCAUCUUCACUUGAAGGACCAACAGAGGAACCCAGAAAGAAGUGGGUCCCCAAGAAGCCGCCUCCUGUUCAAACCCAGCCAACUUCUGACAGCCAAAUAAUGGCUAAGACAUCCACUUCUUCAGGAUCAUCCAAUAAUGAGGAGUUUAAGACUUUGGAUGAUCCACUGCUUCUGUCUCGCAUCAAGACAAAACAGGUGGUGAAAACUGUGACUAGCAAUGUUCAAGAGAAAAGUGCAGCAGUCAGACUUCUGACUGAGAAGAUAAAAAAGGAGCCAUCAGAUGAGGAGAUUGACAGGCUGCUAAAGAAGAAAAGCUCCCCCACACGCCGCAGGAAGUGCUCCAACAUGGUGUCCUCUCUGACUAAAAGCUGGAAGCAGGUGGAGAAUGAGAGAAAGGUUGUCAAACAGGGACAGGCACCAGGAGGGGGACGCAGCUGUGUGGUGGACAAAGAAGACAGAGAUUUAAAGGAGGAGAAACUGGAUGUAAAGGAUUCUCCAGCAAAGAGGAUUUCUAAGGCAGAGGAGCAAAAUGAUUCUGAGGAAGACUCAGUAAGGAUUAAAAGACCACAAGUGUCAACAUACAACAAAGAAGCUGAGGAUGCCAACAAAAUCAACACCCUGUCCAAGAAAUACAGCACCGUGGGAAACCUCAAGAGCCGCUGGCAGAACUGGGCCGUAGAACACACAGUUAACCAGAAACUAAACCCCUUCAGUGAAUACUUUGACUAUGACUACUCUAUGUCCCUCCGCCUCCAAAAAGGCGAGGAGGGUUAUGGACGUCCUAAAGAGGGUACAAAGACGGCUGAAAGGGCCAAACGAGCCGAACAACAUAUCCAUCGUGAAAUAGCUGAUUUGUGUUACGUGAUCAGGACUAUGGCUGACCCAGGCCCGGAUGGAAAGAUCCGUAUCACGUUUGGAGAGCUUUUUGACAGAUAUGUUCGGAUCUCUGAUAAGGUGGUGGGGAUUCUGAUGAGAGCCAGGAAACAUGGAAAGGUGGCGUUUGAAGGAGAGAUGCUGUGGCAAGGACGGGAUGAUGGCGUGAUCAUCACCCUCCUGGUGUGAUUUUUAAACUUGGGUCAAAGCUGCAUUGGAAAUCCUCUUACAUGGACUUGGAUGGCACCCUCUGGCUUGUGACCUCAGUGAUUACUGGACAUCCCAGAGAGAAGGGUUUAAAACAAACUGUUACCCUGGGCUAUAUGUACAGAACAAUAUUAAAAAAGGAUAUAGAGACUGUAAAACUUUGCGACUGAGUUGCUGUAGAUUAUCCAAAGAAUAUGUUUGCUGCUAUUUUCAGUAGUUACUUGAAGACUUUUAUAGUCAAAAUUGUCUGUAUCUGUCAUGGACAAUGUUUAGAAAAAUCAGAAAUAAUUUGAAGUUUCCCCUCUCUAACUCAAGAGAAAGAAAGUCCUACAUUCUGACUUCCUUUUCCAUUUAGAGUACCUCAUAGAUUUUUGCUAAACAUCCCUUCUGCAUUUUUAUUGCUGACCGUAUAUUAACGAGAUACUUCAGCUUGUAUUAAUAUACCAGAAACCACAGGCAUUGCAGUACACUUGUAGUACAGUAAUUCAAAACGUGGCUUGCAUUUAAUUUCCUGAACUCUUGAAACUCAGUAUUCGCCGCAUUACACUUUCACACGGCACAGAGGAAAAAACAAAUUAUAGCACUUAAAGAUAACCGGCUGUUAAAAUGACACUGCAUGCUCAUUGAUUAUUAGACAUAGUGUAUUCCUCAGCAUUAGCUUUAUUGUUUAACAAAUGCCAAUUCUGAAUACUACUGAACCUCAAACCUGAAUUUUUCCACAAAGGAAAAGUGACUUCUUUCUUUCACAAAAGAUUAGUAUGAUUGUGCAUACGUUUUUUUUUUUUUUUUUUGCAAAUGGACGACAACUAUGGGCAACUAUGCAGUAAAAAGAAUUUCCUGUGUAUUCAAAACUAAUGAAAGCCUUUUAAAUAAUUGCUGUGAACGUUCCAUCAAUUGAGUUCUAUAGUUAAUUGAUCUGUUUGAGAUCAGUGUCAACCGAAAAAGCAUUUAUAGCCCUAC